AACUUUUUGAAAUCUUUUUGGGCCAAAUCCUUUUUGGGUCGAUGGGAGGCAUCUUGCCAUGAUUCGAGUCAAUGUGAUCUCGAGCAAAGCGAGCUCUGACAAGGUGAAAGACGAUGUGGUCUCGGAGGCGGCAAUCUUUGAGACCGAAGUAAACCCUGUGGCGAACAGCCGCCACAUCUAUAGCCAAGCGAGGAAGAAACUUGCGCUGCUCACCCACAGUCCUCACGGCUCAGAUCAUGGUCACCAUCUCCAUCCAGGUAAAGGCACCUUGAUGCCAGCUGCGUCACGGCGCUGGAGCAGAGCUUCAUCGGCGAUUUAUCAUGGUGUGAAGGCCACACAGCGUGCAAAGAUUGCAACCAGUGCCGUCAAGAAGAUGGCUGUCACGAAACAAGUGGGGCGAGAAGAGUCGCUGCAUGAGAAGUUUGCGAAUUUACUGGCCAUGAACGACUUGGAGGAGCGAGUUGCAGUACGCUAUGGAGAGGCCAAACAAUUCUGUGAGAAACUUCGAAGCAUGCGAAAGUCUCUGAACGCAAGGGACCAGGUCCAAGCCAUUGAUGCCGCACAAAGUGUGCUCGACAAGCUGGAGCAUGUGCGGCAAACCGUGGAGGUUAUUGACGAUGCAUGCCUGCAGGAUGUUGAUGCCAGCCUUGCAGAGCUGGCAGCUCUUUGUGAUGCAAAGGGUCUGAAGAGCAGAUUUCAUCGAGCUGGUCGGGCUGCGAUGGUCCUGAACAGAUUGGGGGAAAAUACACCAAGGCGCAACAAAGAGGUUCUGCGUCAGGCCUUCAAGAGGGCAAUCAAAAAGGCAAGCAUGGUGGUUCUGUUCGAAUCUCCCAACAAGGACAGCCCCAAGCGCAAUCACACAAAAACAAGAAUUCUAACAGACGAUGAUGAACUUCUCAGCCCAUCCACUCGGAUUCUGCAUAAACUGGAGGAUAGCGAGCAUAAUUUUCUCACAACAAGCGCAGAGGUCAAAGCUACAGCAAAGAGGGAGUUGCUCACGCUCGGUGUGGGGCUUCCUGGGCAGGAAGCCCCAGAUUUUGACGACGGGAUCAAUGAGGCAAGAGCAGGUUCCAAGCCUUUGAUGCCUCACCGGCGCAAGAUAGGGGCCACAAUCAAGGCCAGCUAUACUCUGGAGACUCUGGAGGACGAUUCUUUCGAUUUUUCGUGGUCAAUGUCCCCACGUGCAUUCCGUGCGGCCAGCAAAGGUGACAAAGGUGACAAAGGUGAUAAAGGUGGUGGGUACGGUGGGAGCACCGGUGCAAAGCCAAUGGAUCGAGCCGCGCUUGCUGCCAAGAAGCAGAUGGUGCGUGCCUUGAUGUUGGAGAUGCACUUGAGGGAAGUGCGCGGGCAGGGUCCCUUGCCACCACUCAGUGAUGGCGCAGCAUCGCUGUCCAUCAAUCGUUUGGAUGGAUCAAAGCCCCAUGCACCACGGGUCAAGACCAUGCCCGACAUUGCCAUCGGCAGUUCCAAGGGCUCAGAGCAUUUCCAGGGGGGAGCAGUUGCGCAUGGCCAUCACGAUCCUUGGGCACCUUGGCCCCUGCAACCUGGCCAACAUCCUCGAGCGGCAAACACGCCACAGAGCUCCAGAGCUGAAGCUUCACCAUUCUCGCCCGUGUCAUCAGUAUCACCCCAUCCCUCCAAUGUAUCUAUGCCAUGCGUGCCAUCUAUGCCAUCUAUGUCAUCUAUGUCUCCAACCAUACCCAUAACACCCAGCCCCGACCAACGAAAGGUGGGCAGUCACCUCAAGGGUGGACUGCCACUCCUGCAGGAAAGACCAGCUGCUGGAGGCAGCCUGGGACAAAAAUCUCCCCAUCUAUCUGCAAGACACUCGAAUUCAUUGGAGAGUCAGGACAUGACGCCUGAAGGCUUUGAAGACAGUGAGAAGCAAUCGCCAAAGCACCCUCAAAGGGUCGCAAUAGAGAAUUUUGCGUUUGCAGAUUCGAUAAGAUCUGCUAUUGGAUUGCCCAGUUCAGCUCGACGCGCAAAUAGAGCAGCAGAAAGUGCAGCCAGUGGAGCCAAGGAUCAUUUGAAGACAGAUCCGAAGCACAAGACUAAAGGAAUUUAUGGCUCAUCAGCGCCAGCGAUGAGAAGGGCCAACUGGGACCAAGUGACAAAUGGCACGAAGACGAGUCCCAGAAGCACUGGGGCUAGUCGAGAGACCAAUAUCAGUGAGAAGUCUCCAAGACCGCAAAGGCAGGAGCUGCGUAAAGGCAAGGGUCUAGGUCACUCUGCAGAGUCAGGCUCCAGCUUGUGGGAUGCUGCCCAAGGCAGCAUCGAUGCAAAUUCAUCAAAAGCUGCCAAAGAAGGUUCGGCUGAAAAGCUGUCGGGAGCUGCUAAAGGUGGGAAAGUUGCAUCAUUUGAGAGUCGGCUGGAAGCUACAGUUGCAGAGUCACCAGAAAAAUUUGAAAAGCCAUCGGAAGUCGGAGAAAAGAGCCGCAACGAUUGGCGAGAUGAAGAAAUUGCACCACUGCUGGAAGAGUUGGAAGCAUUGUGUCAAGCUGGACAGGUGGAGGAAGCAGCGUUUGCAGCUGCUGCUUUCCUGACCACAGUCGGAAUAAACCCGCCACAGCUCUUGCAGUGGGGCAAACGGAUCCACAGCUAUAAAGAGAUGAUGCGAGCAAAGGAAAAGGCACAGAACAUCUUAGAGGAAGCAGAGAGUAAGUUGGGCGUCACAGAUCCCGCUCAAAUCUGGGAAGCUUUAGAUCAAAUGGAUUGCAUGCUGUCCUUUCUGGAGCCUGUGUGCAUCAUUGAGAGCUGCCUAUCAGAGGGGAAUCUGACAGUCAUCGAACACGUAGACAGGGGCUCGGACUAUGACUGGUCUUGGCACUUGAACAGCUUGCGUCAGGUCAAGGGUAUUCUCCGAACCUCCGAUCAGUGGACAUCCUUGGCAGACAUAGAUAUCGAUGAUGGAUACGACGGCCUCCGUGAGUACAUCUCCCGGGGUGAAUGGUUGCACGAGGAUUUGGAGGAUUGUGAUGCCCUGCAGGACUAUUCAUGUUCCACAACUAGCAGUCUAUGGCGUCCCGACCGGAUUGAGUGGCUGAAAGAAUCGCAUCAAUCUAUUAUUCCCUGUCGAAGCCAACAUGUUGAGAGGAAACCUCGCAGAAUUACAUUGGAGAAGACUGUGAAGGAACGGCACCAUAGAGGGUUGAGGCUCUAUUGCGUCCGGCCAGAGAUGUCUGACAUGUGGGAGGAAUACUGCAAUCUGGUUUGGAAUGAAGCCUCUAACGAAGCCUCGCCAUCAUCGCUCCAAAGAUCUUUGUGGAACUCAUCAAACUCGAGCGCUGAAUUGUCAGUAUCGGAAAAGAGGAGUGCAAAGCCAAUCGGUGCCAACAAACAAAUGUCCAAAUGUCUGCGUAUGUUUGCAAGCUUCAUACUUGCCAGGAUCUAG
Molecule: messenger RNA, 3391 nt
Organism: Cladocopium goreaui
Lineage: Eukaryota; Dinophyceae; Suessiales; Symbiodiniaceae
Source: the annotation of a GenBank genome assembly